Oryza sativa Japonica Group (Japanese rice) is the source of this 1324-nucleotide messenger RNA. RefSeq names its product probable carbohydrate esterase At4g34215. Lineage: Eukaryota; Viridiplantae; Streptophyta; Magnoliopsida; Poales; Poaceae. The record is from RefSeq and is a predicted model, not a curated record.
ACGGGACAAACAUAAAUUUCCUUGAAAUUUCAGAAAAAAAAAGAGUCUAGAAUUCUGAUAUUUUGAACCCUGGUCUGAUGAAACUCUGAACUUGAAGCCAAGCAAAGCAAAUGAGCAGUGACAGGUCCAAGUCAACCAACCACCAUAAAACUAAAAAAACGGCCUCUCUUCUCUUCUCCUCGCGCCGCCGCAGCCGCAGCCGCAGUGAAUGGUCACGACGAGAUGAAGCCCAUGGCGCGGCAGCCGCUGCGGCUGCUGCUCGCCGCCGUCGCCGCCGUGGCGAUGCUCUCCUUCCUCCUCCUGCUCGCGCCGCCGCCGGACGCGCUCCUCUCCGCCUUCCUCUCCCCUUCCUCCCCCUACGCCCACCGCCCCAAGCUCCUCUUCCUCCUCGCCGGCCAGUCCAACAUGGCCGGCCGCGGCGCCCUCGCCCGCCCGCUCCCGCCUCCCUACCUCCCCCACCCGCGCCUCCUCCGCCUCGCCGCCUCCCGCCGCUGGGUCCCCGCCGCGCCGCCCCUCCACGCCGACAUCGACACCCACAAGACCUGCGGCCUCGGCCCCGCCAUGCCCUUCGCGCACCGCCUCCUCCUCCAGACCGAUUCCGAGGAGGUGCUCGGCCUCGUCCCCUGCGCGGUGGGCGGGACCAGGAUCUGGAUGUGGGCCAGGGGCCAGCCGCUGUACGAGGCCGCCGUCGCCAGGGCGCGCGCCGCCGUGGCCGACGGCGGCGGCGCGAUCGGCGCCGUGCUGUGGUUCCAGGGGGAGAGCGACACCAUCGAGCUCGACGACGCGCGGUCCUAUGGCGGCAAGAUGGAGCGCCUCGUCGCCGAUCUCAGGGCCGAUCUCCACUUGCCCAAUCUGCUCGUCAUCCAGGUUGGUCUUGCAUCAGGAGAAGGAAAUUACACUGACAUUGUCAGGGAAGCUCAGAAAAAUAUCAAUAUUCCUAACGUCCUUCUUGUCGAUGCUAUGGGCUUACCACUGAGAGAUGAUCAAUUACACCUCUCUACAGAAGCUCAACUCCAGCUUGGUAACAUGUUGGCCGAAGCCUAUUUAAAAUUUAACUCAUCUAGAGGUUCCAUGCUAUAGCAUCACUAACACUGUUGGAUUUCGUAGCUGCAGAGUGAAAGGCAAAUACCAUCAUUCUUUCAAAUAUUUCGUUGUAGUGUGUAGAUCAUUGUACAAUAAUGAACGAUUUUAACUCACAUGUUGUACAUUAUAGAGGAAAAGAUUGUUCCAGUUGAAUGAAGUACAGCCGAGUAGCAUUUGAAAUGGGAUCUUUGGUACAAUUCCCAACAAAUUCAAUCUCGACUUACCCAUGAAUUAUUGAUUA